This is a messenger RNA of Eutrema salsugineum, 729 nucleotides long. RefSeq lists its product as uncharacterized. The transcript has 6 exons. Gene Ontology annotation, molecular function: protein dimerization activity. The record is from RefSeq and is a predicted model, not a curated record. Bases 1 to 729 code for a protein of 242 amino acids. Lineage: Eukaryota; Viridiplantae; Streptophyta; Magnoliopsida; Brassicales; Brassicaceae.
AUGGUGGUUGAUGAGGAGUUCAGGAAAAUAUCGAGAUCAGAGAAAGCAAAGCGUAUUAUGUCUCCUUUGAUCCGUUUGCUGCGUAUUUGUGAUUCUGAUGAGAAACCAUCUUUGCUUAUGUAUAUGAAGGGAUGUAUAGGGCACGCUUACUUUCUGAAUCUAGCUUUCUUGUACGAUAAAAAGAACUUUAGUGACAAGCCUGAGAUUACAAGUGGAAUGCUAAAUUUGAUUAAAAAGCAGAAUGGUGGUUUAAGUGAAACAAAACUAGUAUCUACUAUUGGCCGCUAUAGAGAUCGAGAAGGAAGUUUUUCUCGGGAGAUGGCACUUACUUGUAGCAAAACUACUCGACCAGAUGAAUGGUGGAAAUUGUUUGGUUGUGAUAUUCCUGAUUUGCAAAAGCUCGCAGUCCAAAUUCUUAGUCAAACAGCUUCUUCAUCUGGAUGUGAAAGGAACUGGAGUGUGUUUGAACGCAUUCACACCAAAAAGAGAAAUAGGCUGGACCAUCAAAGGCUCAAUGAUCUUGUCUAUGUUCAUUAUAAUUUACGUCUACAAAACAGAUCGAAGAGAAGUAGAUCAUAUGAUCCAGUUGAUUACGAGUCUAUCGAUAAAACUGAGUUUUGGACUGUGGAAGAAGAAGAAGAAGGGGAGCUUGAUUAUUCUGAGUUAGAAGAUAAACUUCUUGAAGAAUAUCCUAAAGAUGGUGAUGAAGAUUUGGACAAGGAAGAUUGA